GUAAAAACAUAAAAGAAGAGAAAGUGAAUCCAUUGUAUGCAACCUCACAAGCAUCUGGUCAAACAAGUGGGGAUUAUGCAACUGUGGAUCUUAAGAAAAAGAAAGGAAAAGGAAAAGUCGAAAAGGAAGAAAAAGUGAACCCAUUGUACGGAUCAUCUGGGCAAGCUGGUAAAGUGGAAGACGCUUAUGCGGAAGUCGAUAAGAAGAAAAACAAGAAGAAAAUUGAAAAAGGCGAAAAAGAAGAAAAAGCGAACCCUUUGUACGUUUCAUCUGAUCAACCUAAUAAAGUAGAGGAUGCCUAUGCUGAAGUCGACAAGAAGAAAAACAAGAAAGCAAAAGCGAAAACUGGCAAAGCAGGUAAGAGGGGGAAUUCUCAACAAGCAUCAUCAACUGGAGGACACGAGGAAGUUGAUUUAUAUAAAAAGAAAAAGAAAGAAAAACCAACAAAAGAAGAAAAGGUGAACCCAUUGUACGUUUCAUCUGAUCAACCUGAUAAAGUAGAGGACGCUUACGCUGAAGUCGAUAAGAAGAAAAACAAGAAGAAAUCAGCUACAAAACCUGACAAGGAAGAGAAAGUGAAUCCAUUGUACGUUUCAUCUGAUCAACCUAAUAAAGUGGAAGACGCUUACGCUGAAGUGGACAAGAGCAAAAACAAGAAGAAACUAAUAAAAGCUACCCCCACAAAAGAUCAACCCAGUACUUCAAAGAAUGAAACCUAUACCGAAGUAAAAAAGCUGAAGAAAAAACCUUUGAACCAAAACAAUAAUGAAAACACGCAACAAACACAAGAUGAUGCGACUUACUACAGUGUUGUGUUGCAUGGGUCACACGAAAAAGAUAAAGACAAACUAGAUGAAUCAGAGGAUUCUGAACAAGAAUAA
Molecule: messenger RNA, 881 nt
Organism: Ciona intestinalis (vase tunicate)
Lineage: Eukaryota; Metazoa; Chordata; Ascidiacea; Phlebobranchia; Cionidae
Source: RefSeq, a predicted model, not a curated record